AUGUCGGAAACAGAAUUUCAAGAAAAAAAAGUAGAAAAUGUAACGUCUGAUUCACCAGUUAGUGCUGAUAGCCCAACGCUACCACUUCCCCCUCCGCAACAACCUUCUUCUGAGAAUAAUGAACUUAAAAUAAAGCAUACAUCCAAGGAACCGCAAGAAAAGAGUGAAGAAACCAAGGCCUCAUCAAAAAGAAGAAAGGAAGUUAACAAUCCAUUUGGAUUUGUUGUCCCCCGAGCGAGAAGUUAUGUUCAUUGGGAAGAUCCAACGUAUUCAGGAGCAGUUCUAGGGUUGGGUCUAUUACUUGUUAUCUUUACCUCUCAAGUUUCUUUGUUCAACACCUUCUGUGCAUUGGCCGUUAUCGUGUUGUCCGCAAAUUGGAUAUAUGUACUAGGCAGGAAACAAUUCCAGGUUCUACUCAACAAAGAGAAUGUCAGUCCAUAUGAACAUUGGUUUGAGGAAAAACCGUGGUACAUUGAACGUUCUACAGUUGAAAAAUAUCUUGAUACAGCUGUUGAGGGUAUCAACUUUAUACUACAAGAAAGUCAAAAGAUCGUUCUAGUUGACGAUCCAAUGAGAACUCUAAAGUAUAUCUUUUUGUUCUACCUUGCAUGGACAGUCGGAGGAUGGUUUAGUCUCCACACCAUAACAGCGAUUGCUCUUAUUUUCGGGUUUACUAUCCCUCCGGCAUACCAACGUCACAAUGUACUUGUUGAUGAGAAACUUGGAAAAGCACGAGAGAUCUUUAAUGCCAACUGGGAACGUGCUACCGGAACCCUUAAACAUCAUACUAAAGGUGCCGUUGAGAAAGGCAGAUCUUUCGCUGCUGAAAAAGGUUGGGUCUCAAAGGACGUAUCGAAAGAAGAAUAA
Molecule: messenger RNA, 867 nt
Organism: Acaulospora morrowiae
Lineage: Eukaryota; Fungi; Glomeromycota; Glomeromycetes; Diversisporales; Acaulosporaceae
Source: the annotation of a GenBank genome assembly